Messenger RNA from Neohortaea acidophila, 1884 nucleotides. RefSeq lists its product as uncharacterized. The transcript has 3 exons. Gene Ontology annotation, molecular function: NADH dehydrogenase activity; calcium ion binding. The record is from RefSeq and is a predicted model, not a curated record. Bases 1 to 1884 code for a protein of 627 amino acids. Lineage: Eukaryota; Fungi; Ascomycota; Dothideomycetes; Mycosphaerellales; Teratosphaeriaceae.
AUGGGCGGCCCGAGCGGCGGCGGGUCGUUCCUGCACUCUUCCCCCAAGAAGCCCAAGUCGCGCCGACUCGUCCGCUACACCUACCGCCUCCUCGCUUCCCUUGGCUUGUUCGUGCUCAUGAGCGGCGGCCUCGUUGUCGCCUUCUUUGUCUACGAUGCAUCGACGUACGAAGAGAAUCCCGAAAGCUUCGACAUUCCCGUCUCCGAAUACGCCCUGACCCCCCGCCGCGGUGGGCCCAAGAAUCUCCCCAUUGCCGAAUAUUUUGUCGACGACGAUGACACCCCUUCGAUGAAGGAGCAGAAACACAAGCCCAAGCUCGUCAUCUUGGGAACGGGUUGGGGCAGCGUGGCAAUGCUCAAGCAGCUACACGCCGGCGAAUACCACGUUACCGUCGUGAGCCCUAGCAAUCACUUCCUCUUCACACCAAUGCUACCCUCCGCCACCGUCGGCACCCUCGAAUUCCGCAGUCUGGUGGAGCCGGUGAGGAAGAUUGUCAAGCAGAAACACGGUCACUUUCUCAAAGCCACCGCGGUGGAUGUCGACUUUAGCGAAAAGCUGGUCGAGAUAUCUUCCACCGGCCCGACGGGCGAGGAGGAGAGGUUCUAUCUGCCCUAUGACAAACUCGUAGUCGGCGUGGGAUCCACAACAAAUCCACAUGGCGUCAAGGGCCUGGAGUACUGCCACUUCCUCAAGGACAUUGCCGAUGCCAGAUUGAUCCGCAAUCAAAUCAUCCGCAAUCUCGAGACUGCCUGCCUCCCCACCACCAGUGAUGAGCAGCGCCGCAGGCUACUCUCGUUCGUCAUCUCUGGAGGCGGCCCCACGGGCGUUGAGUUCGCCGCUGAGCUGUACGACAUGCUGAACGAAGAUCUCUGCAAGUAUUAUCCCCGCAUCCUGAGAAACGAAAUCUCCGUCCAUGUUAUCCAGUCUCGAGGACAUAUUCUCAACACGUACGACGAGGCCUUGUCGAAAUACGCUGAAGAGCGCUUCGCCCACGAUGAAGUCGGCAUCCUGACCAAUGCACGCGUGAAAGAAGUGCGACCUGAGAGCAUUCUAUUCACGCAAAAAGACGAGCAAGGCAACACCGUCACGAAAGAAUUGCCCCAAGGCUUUUGUCUCUGGUCUACCGGAGUGUCCCAAUGCGAGUUUUCUCAGACCAUUGCGGCGAAGCUGGGCGAUAACCAGCAGAACAAGCACGCCCUGGAGACCGACUCACAUCUGCGACUGGCGGGCGCUCCCAUGGGCGACGUCUACGCCAUUGGCGACUGCAGCACCGUGCAAAACAACGUUAGCGCGCACAUUGUCACCUUUUUGCGCACACUGGCGUGGGAGAAGGGCCAAGAUCCAGAAUCGAUGAAAAUCACGUUUGCCGACUGGCAGCAAGUCGCCAAGCGAGUAAAGUCGCGCUUCCCGCAAGCCGCCGACCAUCUUCGCCGCCUCGACAGGCUGUUCGAGCAAUACGAUCAAGACAAGUCCGGCACUCUCGAUUUCGCCGAACUCUCCGAACUCCUCCGCCAAAUCGAUACCAAACUGACUUCCUUACCGGCCACGGCGCAGCGGGCCAAUCAGCAGGGCGAGUACCUGGCCAAGAAGUUCAACAAGCUUGCUCACUCUACCGAAGGCUUCCAGAAGAAUCUCAUCGCCGACGGUGACAUUGACGAAGCGGUGUACAAGGCGUUUGAAUAUAAGCAUAUGGGCUCCUUGGCAUACGUUGGCAAUGCAGCCAUCUUCGACUUUAACGGGAUGAACUUUGCGGGGGGUCUGCUGGCCGUGUAUUUGUGGAGGAGUAUCUACUUCGCGCAAAGUGUCAGUUUGCGCACGCGGUGUUUGUUGGCUAUGGACUGGAGCAAACGGGCGUUAUUCGGCCGAGACAUGAUGAAUUAUUAG